Molecule: messenger RNA, 5504 nt
Organism: Dromiciops gliroides (monito del monte)
Lineage: Eukaryota; Metazoa; Chordata; Mammalia; Microbiotheria; Microbiotheriidae
Gene: RTN3
Product: reticulon 3
Exons: 9
Coding region: 223-3249 (1008 amino acids)
Biological process (GO): brain development; neuron differentiation; endoplasmic reticulum tubular network formation
Cellular component (GO): postsynaptic density; neuron projection
Source: RefSeq, a predicted model, not a curated record
UGCGCCUGCGCGUCCUGUCCGGCGCGCGCCCGAGCUCGGCGCCCCUCCCCGCUCCCCCUCAGCCCUGCCGCCCGUCAGUCAGUCACUCAGUCGGUGGCUCAGUCGCUCGCCGUCCGCCCUCGGAGCCGGAGCCGCAGCCGCAGCCGCUGCUCGCCUCGCCGUCGUCCCAGUCUUCGUCUUCUCGCCUCGCCUCUGCCCUUCCCGCCUCCCGUUGGUGAGGCCAUGGCGGAGCCGUCGGCGGCCACCCAGUCCCCGUCAGUCUCGUCGUCGUCGUCCGGUGCCGAUGCCGCCGGAGCCGCGGCGAGCGGCGGGGGAAGCCCCGGGGCCUGCCCGGGCCUGGGAGGCAAGAGCUGCGCCUCGUCCUGUGCGGAUUCCUUUGUUUCUUCCUCUCAGCCUGUAUCUCUAUUUUCGACCUCACAAGAGGGAUUGAGUUCUCUAUGCUCUGAUAAGGGAACAUCAGAAAUCAUGACUUCUUAUCUUUCAUCUUCUGCAAUUCCUAACACUGACAUCCUACAUGAAGAAAAGAGCCAAGUAUUAAACAUCCAGCCUGUUUUGUCAAAAGAAGGAAAAGAUGAUUUUGCUGAGACUGCUAAUAAAAAGAUGGAGAGGCUUCAUGAGCCCAGUGGAGAUUCUUCAAUUGAAGCUCCACCUGUUGGGUUCCUUGACACAAGAGCAGAAGUACACUGUGGUCAUCCAUCCAUUCCAACCAGUUUUCUGGAACAUCCUGCCUUUCUUACAAAGGAAACUGGAAAGCCUCAUGUAAGUAAAGACCCAGGGUUAGAGAACCAAAGUGAGGUACCUGCUAGGGAUGGUGAAGCUGUUUCAGAUGCUGAUGUCAAGUUCACUUUGCUGAAAGGGCAGAAACUACAUAUUGAACAGUCUGAGGCAGAAGGCAUCGGUAACCAUUCUUUGUCCCCAUCUGAAGUUUCUGGUGUUGAAAAAGAUUCUCCAGAAUCCCCAUUUGAAGUCAUUAUUGACAAAGCAACAUUUGACCAGGAAUUUAAAGACUCCUAUAGGGAGAGCACCAGUGAACUUGGUAGCUGGGCAAUGCACACUGUCCCAGAGAUAACUACGGAUAAUUCUCCGAAUAGUAGCAGAAUAUUCCCACUGAGAAACCAAGAGGAAAGGAAUUCCCCAGCCUCUGCCUUGCUCACCAGACAGUUUUCACGAACUACUGCUGCCUUAGAAGAGGUAUCUAGGUGUGUAAGCGACAUGCAUAACUUCACCAAUGAAGUAUUGACUUGGGAUUUAAUUUCCCAAGUGAAACAUCCAGAAAAGUCUUCUGAAAACAUUGCUCAAGUUUCAAGGUUAGAUGGAAAUGAAUGUGCUUCAGAAAUUCCAGCCUCACGUCCUAAAAUGUGUGCUCAUCAGAACAUUCAGAAAAUCCCCAUACGUUCCAUUCAUGAGAACAGUCCUAGCACUGAAUCAGGAGCAUCCCUCUAUGAAAAAGUUUCACCUGACGGUGUUGACUCUGCAAAGAAAGUCAGUAUUGAAGGUAUGGGAGAAAGUGUGCUGAAAGGAGUGGGGGGCACACUUAUUCGAUUACCAGAGUCUCAUGGUGGCAAAUGUGCAUCAUCAGGCCUCGAGGGGAUUACUGAAAAGGGAGUUUUACGUGAUGGCCCCCUGAAGGAUGAACUAAAUGGGCAGAAUUCUGUGCUGGUAGAAAUGAUGGAAGCUGAUAGUUCUGGCGAAUCAGAUGAUACUGUCAUUGAAGAUAUUACGACAGAUAUGUCAUUUGACAGUGAUAAAAGAGAAUAUGAGAAGCUUUUAUGCCAAGCUACUGGUGGUGCCACAAUUCAGGCAUGGAAACCUAUUUCUGUUCAGGAUACUUUAAUAGAAACAGAUAAAAGGGAAAUCAAAGAUAAAUACAGUCAGGGUGUCAGCAGUAAGACACAUGAGGAUUUCAGAGGCUCUAUAGAUGACUUUGAAACCUUACAAGUUCAGCCAGAUGUGCAUGGAAAAAGUCCAGUUACUGAGACUUCACAUCCAGAGACAAUCACCAUUGAUUCCACAACAAAAUACAUGAAGCUGUCCAGUAAUUUGGAUGAAAUUCUUCCCCUAAAACCUGUUACAAGUGAGCAUCUCAAGCUUUCUCCAGGAGAAACUUCAGGAGCCUCCAUGAGGAAGAAUAAAAAUGACGACUCCCCAGAAGACCUUACAGCUACACUUUCAGAAACCCAAACAAAGGAAGUAAAUGCCUUUGAAGCAGCACCAGAAAAGGACACAAACUUGAAAACAACCUUUCCUUUGGGAGUCUUGCAUAGAGUUGGCAACAUUGUGUCAAAUAAGGGCACCUGUGGCAAUCCCCUCCAGAAUGAUUUUGUCAGUCAGAGCACUCCAGUAACAUCUCUAGACUUGGAACAGGAGCAGCUUACAAUUAAGGCCCUUAAAGAAUUAGGUGGGAGACCUGAUGAGAAGAUAAAGCCUUCACAAGAGGGUGUGAAAGCUUUCAUGGAAGAAAAUUUCAUACAAACCUCAGCAGAUCUGCUUACCUCAACAUUUGCUUCAGAAUCUUGGCCAGAGAGAUCACAUAUCCUGAGGGAGCAAGCUGUCAAGACCACCUCUAGCCUUGACUUUGGAAUUCCCCAAGAAACUACUGAAGUAGAAAUGAUGUCCAGCCUUAGCAAGACUGAACAGGUUAAUGAGCAUACACUAACAAGACUUCUCACUAACUUCUCAGUGCACGACCUCAUCUUCUGGCGGGAUGUCAAGAAGACUGGCCUUGUCUUUGGCACAACACUGAUCAUGCUACUCUCCCUAGCGGCUUUCAGUGUCAUCAGUGUGGCUUCUUACCUCAUCUUGGCCCUUCUCUCUGUCACCAUCACCUUCAGGGUCUACAAGUCUGUCAUCCAAGCUGUACAGAAGUCCGAAGAGGGACACCCAUUCAAGGCCUACCUGGAUGUGGACAUUGCUUUGUCCUCAGAAGCUUUCCAUAACUAUGUGAAUGCCGCUAUGGUGCACGUCAACAAGGCUCUCAAGCUCAUCAUCCGUCUCUUUCUGGUGGAAGAUCUGGUGGAUUCCUUAAAGCUGGCUGUCUUCAUGUGGCUGAUGACGUACGUGGGUGCAGUUUUCAAUGGGAUUACCCUGCUGAUUCUUGCUGAACUGCUGGUCUUCAGUGUUCCAAUUGUCUAUGAAAAGUAUAAGACACAGAUUGACCAUUAUGUUGGCAUUGCUCGUGAACAGACCAAGGCAGUUGUUGCAAAGAUCCAAGCAAAACUGCCUGGUGUCGCUAAGAAAAAGGCUGAAUAAUAGCUCAGAAUAGCUCGGAAACUGGAAAUGCAACAGUUACUAAAAACCACCAUUUAAUAGUGAUAACCAUUGUUACUCGUACCUGUGAAAGGGGUGUGCUCGUUGUCAGCUUGAGCCUGCAUUCCAAGUUUGUUUUUUUAAUUCGGUGUUUUCCCCUCCCUCAUCCUUGCCCUCAGUAUCAAGCACCAGAACAUUCUAGACUAAAAGCACUGAUGUCUUAGAAGCCCCGAGAGUAAAAGAAAGACUCACAUUAAUAGGGGAAAUCCACACUUAGUGCGGAGGGUGGUUUGCCUCUGGCUGGAGCUGCAGGAAGGUGUAAAGAGGAAGAAGCAAGAUGCAGACCACCUCAUUCCCACCUGCCGGUCUUUAGCAAUCUCUCAUCAGCCACUCAUCUUUGUGUUUAAGUUAGAGAAGAGCAGCUUUUAUUUUUGGCAAAUUAUUUUGGGACAGGAGUCCAGGUAGGAAAGGACUUUAGUAAUUUUCACAUCUUCUUGCUCUUUUCUACCUUUUUGACCUCAUUUUUUGCUCCACUGUGGGAAAGGCUGACAUAUGUGGUCCCUGCUCUCCUUUGGCCACCUUCUCUCCAGUGGGACUUAAGUUCCAUUUAAUAACUUAGAAAUAGGCAUGAUUUUCUCCCUAUCUAAUAAAUUAGCAAGAUAUUGGUACUGGAGAAUGGGCAUUAGAAGGAAACCCAGAGAAGGGAUCCUCAUCAGCCUGCCGUUCUCUUCUCCUUAAUCAGUUAAGAAACUCCAUUUUAUUCCUCUUCUGACACCAGUUCUGAGCUUUAGUCUGAAAAUCCAUUCCUAUGGUGUGCUUUCCUCCCUCUCCCCAACCUGACUUCCAGUUUAAUAAGGUUGUACUUUUCAUAUUAUGAAAUAAAAAGUCUGUAACUGCUGUACACUGCUGUAAACUUGUUAGAGAAAAUAAUCUGCAUGUGGCCUCCUCAGUUGUUGUAAUUCUAUCUUGGUCCGGGGUGGGGGGAACAUGCUAAGAGGAACUUGUGAAACAUGACCCACCUCUUCCAUCUCCUUUCUUUGCCCUGUUUGUCAUAUCUUCUCCACUGGGCUGUCCUCACAUACCUUUCUCAUCUUUGCCCCAAGGAGCAGUUUCCCUGAGCCGUACUAAAAAACGACCUCUGACCCCUAAAACAGGGGGUUUAGGUCGGUAGCAUGGGUUUGGGAGGUGGAAAUAAAUGCCCCCCCCCCCUCCUUUUUUAAUCAGAAGAACAAAAUGCGGAUUAGAUCAUAGACGUCCCGUUUUGUGGUUUACAUGGAAUCUAACCUUGUUUUGAGGGUAGCUUUGCAUUUUGGAGGUUAUAUAUUUUUAUUUGAAAGGUUUUCUUCAUUUUUAUGGGGGAGAAGCGGAAAAUGUGUCUUUUCAACAUUUGCCUUGGCCUAAAAUUGUCCCUCAUGACACGGUGACUAAGCAGUUCCUAGCUGGGGCCUCUAGGGCCUGGGGUUCCUGAGGCAGGGCUGGUGAGGACCAUAACUAGCCAGAGGACAAAUGGCAAAAAGCAGUUAGCCCUAAUUAGUGGGCCUAAGUCAGCUGCUGAUAUUAAUGAGCACCUUGGUCUCUGCUAGAAGUGUCUCUCUCUUCCCUCCUGACCUUUUCUUCUUUGGAUAGUAGGUUUGGGAAGCACUUGACUUCCAAUAAGACAUUGGUUGCUGAGUUUACGUGUGAGCUGCCAAAGGUGUUAACUAGUGAGCGUGGGAAAUCUGGAGGGAGUUUUUUCUAGGCCCACAACUGCAGCUCAAUAAAAAGUAGCCUCGGAAGAGUUCUCCCUUUCUUGAGAAACUCCUUUUUAGGGAUUGUAGAUGAGUAGUAGGAAGACUUUGGUGCUGGGCACUUAGAGACAUCCUUGUCCCUCCCUGUUUAUCCUAUUCCUCUGCUCUCGUUCCUCUUCAGUCUGUUGUAUCAAAUGUGUCCGAUCCUCCAGGGCACUGAUGGCCAUUGGGCUUCCCCCUCCAAAGGACCUCGUUCUGCCCCGGGAGCCUCCAUGCCUUGCGCUUCUGUCUGUUCUGUUACUACUGCUGUGUUUUGAUCAUUGGACAGAUCUUCGUGCCAGGCGGGUUUUGUUGUUGUUGUUUUUUUAAAGGAAAAAAACGUAGACAAAAGGUUACUAAUGAAGCUCUGUGUGUGCGUGUAUGUGCGUGCAACAUAAACGACAGUAGCAGCCCUUCUAAGGAGCCUGCAGAAUCGUGGUUCCUGUCAAACUGCAAAUCGAUGUGGUAUUAAUAAAAGAACAGAAUGUCUGA